Messenger RNA from Hevea brasiliensis (rubber tree), 1379 nucleotides. RefSeq names its product zinc-finger homeodomain protein 2. Bases 336 to 1091 code for a protein of 251 amino acids. The record is from RefSeq and is a predicted model, not a curated record. Gene Ontology annotation, molecular function: DNA-binding transcription factor activity; transcription cis-regulatory region binding. Gene Ontology annotation, biological process: regulation of developmental process; regulation of DNA-templated transcription. Lineage: Eukaryota; Viridiplantae; Streptophyta; Magnoliopsida; Malpighiales; Euphorbiaceae. The transcript has a single exon. Gene Ontology annotation, cellular component: nucleus.
GAACCGUACAGAGCCACUUUUACGCGGAGUAAAAUAAGAAAGGGUAAAAACUCGCCACCGGAUUACCAGUUAUAGCCGGUGAAGAUGGGUUUUUGAGAGGUGGAUUUCAAGAACGGGCAAAGUAUAUGUAGAGGGCUUGGAAGGAAAACACAUCCCUUUCGCAGAGAGUAAAAAAAUUAAUGUCCACAUCCUCUCAAUCUGUCUUAUCUACUUAAUCCUCUCUCAACGAGAAUUAGUGACUAAGAAACUAUCUGUGUGAUUUCUUGUUUUUCUUUUUUUCUUUGUUGCUUAAUUUUCAAGGUAAUUUUUAUUUUAGAGAGAGAGAGAGAGUGGUGAUGGAGUUUGAGGAUCAGGAAGAGCAUGAGGAGGAAGAGGAGAUGGAGUUGCCGGCGAGUUACGACUCGUUGGGUAAUUCUUCCCGAGUCAAAAUGAUGAGCUUAGGAGGUGAACAAGCAGCGACUGGAGCAGGACCGGUUCAGUCCACGAAGCCAAGGUAUAGAGAGUGUUUAAAGAACCACGCGGUGGGGAUCGGUGGGCAUGCGCUGGAUGGGUGUGGCGAGUUCAUGGCCGCUGGAGCUGAAGGAACGCUAGACGCGCUGAAAUGUGCCGCGUGUAACUGCCACAGAAACUUCCACCGCAAAGAAACCAACGACUCGACAACUCCAGGGGGAGAACUAUUCUUCCACGGCCAUCCUCACCCACAUCACCUUCAUCCUCAGGUGCCGCAAUUCGCACCGUAUUACAGGACCCCAGCAGGAUACCUCCACGUUGCUCCACCACAACAACGGCCAUUAGCAUUGCCAUCAACUUCAGGAGGUCAGAGUAGGGAGGAUCAAGAAGAUGUGUCGAAUCCAAGUGGGGGCCUAUUUGGAGGUGGCAGUGGUGGUGGGUCGUCGAGGAAGAGGUUUAGAACCAAGUUCACGCAGGAACAAAAGGAGAGAAUGUUGGCACUAGCUGAGAGGUUGGGGUGGAGGAUUCAAAAAGAUGAUGAAACAGCUGUGCAGCAUUUCUGCAAUGAGACUGGAGUGAAGAGGCAUGUGCUUAAGGUUUGGAUGCAUAACAACAAGCACACUCUGGGUAAGAGACCCUAGGUGGGAAUUCUGGCACUAUCAUCUUAGGAUUUUUAGGUAGUUUUUUAGGGUUUCUUUUGUUUCUGUUAGUAUUGUUUUCGCCUUUCUUUUCUCUUCUUGGAGGGUAGUGGUGGUGGGUAUGGGGGUGUUUUAUUUGUGGACAGUGAUGGAGUUGGGCCGGCGGAUAUUAUGUCAGCUGGCUUUAGACUCUAAAGAAGAUUAAUGUUGAUGGCUAUUUUCAGUUUUCUAUUUCAGUGCUGCAUUUUGAAAGCUUUUCUGGCUUGUGAAUUUCAGUGGUUAUUUUGCUUU